GCAGAACAACAACAACACAAACAAAAACAAAGCCGCCUUCGCCUGGCUUGCUUCCCACACCUUAUUCCUCGCGCUGUUCACUGAUUUUCAUCGCUGCUGUCUCCCCAUCCAAAAAACAACCUGCACUCUUGUUGUUGCUGAUUUUGCUGCUGCUGUUGGUGGGGUGUUGUUGUUGGUGCCGCCCUCAACGCGAUUGGCUUCAUUUUCCCUUCACCGUCUGCUUUCUGCCGUUGCUGCUGCUUCCCCUUCUCGCUCCUUGAACAAAAGCGAUGACGAUGACAGCAGCCACCGAGCUGCUGCUGACACUGCUCGUCCUGUGUGGCUCAGUGGCGGUAGCGAAUGCACAAGUGUUGCUGCCAAGCCCCGCAGUAGAUGUUCAGUCGCUUGACCAGGACAUUGCAAGUUUCGAUGCUGUCCAGCAGAUUGCCAGACGUUCAGCAACAAGCCUGGUCGAUCCGUACAACCGCGAUGAAGUGAUUGCGCUCUACAAGACGGAGUUCAAGGACACACCGGUCCCAGGUCUUGGGUGGACUGGCGACGUCCGGGAGUGUGAGGCCGGCACCACCUCACUCCAGCACCAACAGGCCGUCGUCAACCGCAUCAACUUUUACCGCGAGCUGGCUGGCCUCUUCCCACUUAGUCUGCGCGAGGACCUCAGCGUGUACCCGCAAGCAGCGGCCCUAAUGUUCAGCGCAGAAGGCCGCACCGCCCACUACAACACCGAGGGCUUUGCCUGCCAUUCACCAGAGGCCGGUGAGGCAGCAGCGUGGUCCAACAUCGCCAUUGGCAUUGGUGGCGUGGCAGCAGUGGAUGCGUUCAUGGACGACUACGGCGCGAUCAACACCGGCGUUGGCCACCGCCGCUGGUUCCUCUCGCCGCGCCUCCACGGUGUUGCUGUUGGUGAUGUCCCCGAGAAUGGCGCGCACAUGGCAAGCAACGCCAUCUUCUUCAAGCACAUGCUUGGCCCAGCCAGCAGCACGCGCGAGUUUGUUGCCUGGCCUUCCCCAGGCUUCUUCCCCAAGCAGGUGCUCCCGACAUCUCGCCGAUGGUCCAUCACCAUCCCCUUUGCAGACUUUUCUUCCACCACCGUGUCUGUCCAUCGGGAUGGGGUGCGUCUGGCCAUCAAGCAGCUGCCGCUCCAGCCGCUGCUUGACCCUGCGCUCGUCUGGGAGAUGCCACAGGAUGACGUGCUGAGCACAGCUGACGACGUCACGUACACCGUCUCUGUCCGCGGUUUCACCGUUCCAGGCAGGCCCGGCUUCACCCGCGUUGACUAUUACACCGUCGUCGUUUCAUUGCCAGCAGAUGUGUGUGACACGCCAGUCAUUAGCGGUGCCACCGGCUUUGCUGCUCGUAUCAACGGCGAGUACACCCGCACGAGCACAUUCCAGGACUACCCCGUCUACUCCAACGGUGACAUGCUCGCCUACUCCGACGGUCUUGGCUGGUACUUUGGCCCAGUCAUCAGAGGCUCUGUGUACGCGUACGUGCGCAAGCAAGGUGCCACGCCCGUGUUGGUGGAUGACGUCACAGGAUCGGCGAAGGUCUACUCGCCAAGUGCUGGAGGCUAUGUCUUGGACCGAGCAAUUGUUGGACACUGUGCGACGGUUGAUUCCACUACGACGACCACGACGACGACGACGACGACAAGUACCACUCCGCCUACAACCACAACCACAACCACAACCACAACAACCACAACAACCACAACCACAACAACUACGACAACCACGACAACCACAACCACAACCACAACUGGCACAACCACGACAACCACAACGACCACAACAACAACUACUACUACCACCACGGCCACCAUUGCCACGACCACGACCACGACCACGACGACCUCAUCUUCCGAAGAGAUGACGUCAACACAGCCGGAGACAAGCACAAGCACAGUGGUCACCUCGUCCUCACAAGGGUGCGGUGGCCUGCCUUCCCUCAUGUCACGCUGGACAUGCAAGCAGCAUUGCGGCGCGAUAGGCCUUGACUGGACGCAUCACCCUCGCUUCAAGGGCUGCACCGGGGUGUGCCGCUGUGGCUGCGCCACGCAGUAUGAUGUCAUGCCCAAACGACAGUGCAAGAAGCAUUGCAGAUCUCAAGGAAAACGCUUCUGGCACGGGUCUGUGGACGCCUGCAAGAAGGUGUGCAAGUGCAUCUAAUAAUGAUCGUCCGGACAACCUGGCAGAAAACCGCAAACCACUCCCGUUAUUCCUUGCCACGAAAGUCUCCUGCUCGUGAUCCCUUCCUGCCAGUUCAAUAACAAGCACAACGAUGGCAACACUGUUCUCAACCACACACGCACGCGCGCGCACUAUUGUGCACCAUUCGCCAUUUUCCGGUUUCCAUACGACCCAGUAUCCUACUCAGUUGCGUCAAACAGUUGAUGCGAACGGUCUUAGCUCCCUUUAUUCCCCGUUCCCUUUGACUACACCUUGUUCCCCACCAUGCGCCGUUGAGGCUGGUUCCUUCGACUCCAUGAACGCGUGUUGCCAUCCAUCUAUUCGUCUCCUUUGUCUGCAUUGCCCACGGUUUUGAGUGCCUGGCACGGAGGCAAGCGCACCUCCCAUCUCAUCGCUUGCCCCCUCUCCCGGGCAUGCAACAUCUUCCUCCUCCGGUUUUAUUGUUGGGCAUGCUUCAGUCGCUGGCGCCCCUGUUGUGGUCACAACCACCUGUGGCUUGUUGAUUUUCUUGCUUAUUCUCCAAGGCUACACGCACCCGCCGCACCCCCCCCUCUCUCUCUUGCUGCUUUUCAAACGUAGUUCUCCCAUCAAAUUGACAUUUCCGUCGAAUACACGUUGAUUGCAAACAUAC
Salpingoeca rosetta is the source of this 2817-nucleotide messenger RNA. RefSeq lists its product as uncharacterized. Gene Ontology annotation, molecular function: cell adhesion molecule binding. Lineage: Eukaryota; Choanoflagellata; Craspedida; Salpingoecidae. Gene Ontology annotation, cellular component: extracellular matrix. The record is from RefSeq and is a predicted model, not a curated record. The transcript is spliced from 8 exons. Bases 270 to 2165 code for a protein of 631 amino acids. Gene Ontology annotation, biological process: extracellular matrix organization; cell adhesion.